CCCUGUUCACUUGCAGUUCUAGCAUUGAAAUCCCCCACAAGGAGGGCCUCACCAAGCUCAGAGAACACAUCAACUGGUAGAGAUGAAAGAACAAACAAAAUACGGUAGAUACAUCAUCUGCAUAGAAGAAAACUAGACUCUUUUGCCUUCUUAAACCUGACACGGGACCCCACUACGCUGUCCUCGCUGAGCAGCCGGACCUACCUCCUUUGCCUUCAAAGAUUCACUGCUCAAAAACGGUAAUCGUUAAAGCCCCAAGGCCGCACCCGAGCUCCACAAUGUGUAAUCACUGUCAAUUGUUUAAUUGCUUUCAUCAUGCACGUAAACAAUAAUAAGCAAUCUUUUCAACGCGUGGAAUGGGGAAAGAGAAUUGGAAUGUUAUCAUUUCAAGCAAACUUAUGCGUUUUAGAUUCGCCAUAACACCCAGUAAAAUGGGUCCAGUAUCGCUGAUCUGUCUUUUCGUUUCUUCUCAAGGGAGACCUGUUAAAAAAAGUGAAAAAGCUUCGGGUUAAAGCAAUAAUAUCAUCCUCAAGCCAGCCAUUUCCACUCAUGAUACAUACUUAGAGCAUUUAUUGAAUCUAGAUGUGAGACCGAUCAAGCCCAGAAUAUUAGAAAACCAGAGUUCCCUUCAUGUAUAGAAUUUCAUGUGGAGAUUGUUGAAGUCUCAUUACACAACCCAAAAAGGAAAAAUUCUGUCUUUUGGGCUCGCUCGAAAUUAUGUGGUGCGGAGGAAACAUAAACUCUAGGGAAUCUUCCCAAAUGAUUUUCAAUUGGUUUUAAUUUCUGGUGUUGGUUUUUGCCUCCCCAAACGGAAGCUCUUUCACUGUCUGCUAAUUAUUGUGUUGGAGAAGAGGAAUCGAUAAAAUUUAGUAUUUCUUCCUAAUGAUAAAUUGGGUGGCAUUUCUGGGAUUGGGUUUUGUCUUAAGUGUCUUUUUCCCUGAUUGGGUAUGCUUCUGCUUAGCUCAAAAUGGGGAUAGACCCCCGACUGUGAAUGUGGGUGCUCUUGUAGCCUAUAAUUCCACUAUUGGGAGAGUGGCCAAAAAGACCAUUGAAUUAGCAGUAGAAGAUGUUAACAACGAUGAAACUUUGCUCAAUGGAACCCAACUCGUGCUCACCAUGAUGGACUCCAAUUGCAGUGCUUUCAUCGGCACUUCAGCAGCUAUUGAGUUGUCAAAAAAUAAUGUAGUGGCAAUUAUAGGACCACAAUCCUCCGUGAUUGCUCAUGUUAUUUCUCACAUAGCAAAUGGACUUAAUGUGCCACUUUUAUCAUUUGGAGCAACUGAUCUGAGUCUCUCUUCACUUCAGUAUCCUUAUUUUUUUCGUUUGACGCAUAAUGACUUCUCACAGAUGACAGCAAUUUCUGCUGUAAUUGGUUUCUUCAAUUGGAGAGAGGUUAUCGCAGUUUAUGUAGAUGAUGACUAUGGAAGAAAUGGAAUAACUGCUCUGGGUGAUGCACUUGGGAAUAAAGCUAGUAUUGUUCAAAAAUAUCGAAUGCGUCCAGACAUCACUAGAAGUAGCCUGGCUAAUAGCUUGAAAGAUUUGGCGUUGCUGACAACUAGAGUUUUUGUUGUUCAUAUGAAUCCAGAUGUUGGUCUGAAACUUUUCACUGAAGUACACCGCCUUCAAAUGUUGAGCAAUGGCUAUGUAUGGAUUGCCACAGAUUGGCUAUCUUCUGCUCUGGAUUCUCUUGAGCUUGAUUCAGAUACAAUGAAGUCACUACAAGGGCUCGUUACUGUGCGGCGGCAUAUUCCCAAUUCCUAUCAGCAACAUGAUUUCUUAAUAAGAUGGAAUAAUCUGCAAAAAGUUGGAAAUGUUGAUUCAGGCCUCAAUGUGUUUGGAUUGUAUGCUUAUGAUACAGUAUGGGCAAUUGCCUAUGCUAUUGAUAAUUUUUUGAAAAAAGGGGGAAAUUUAUCCUUUACAGAUUAUCCUCACCUAUCCACUGCAAGUGGAAUUGUAUCAGAGUUAGCAAAGCUCAAGGUCUUCAGAGGAGGUCCACAGUUGCACAAAAUAUUAUUGCAAAGUAACAUUACAGGCUUAACAGGUCAAGUUCAACUGGAUGAAGGAGGUGACCUGCUUGGUUCAACUUUUGAGAUAAUUAAUAUAGUUGGAAAAGAUUUUCGCAAAGUGAGCUACUGGUCAAAUAUAUCAUCAGGCUUAUCUGUCAUUCCUCCUGAGAACAGACGUGUAAGUUCAGACAACAAUGCAGGUUUAAAUAGAACAGUGUAUGAUAUUAUAUGGCCUGGUGAUAGAAAACAGGUGCCUCAAGGGUGGACAAUCCCGGGCAAUGGUAGGAAGCUUCAGAUUGGAGUUCCUUGGAAAGGGGGAGAAUUUGAAAAGUUGGUGAAAAUAGAAGGUUCCGAAGUGGGAGAUUCUUACUGCACUGAGGUGUUUGCUGCUGCAGUAAAGAUGCUGACUUAUCCUGUUCCUUAUGAAUUCAUAGUCUAUGGAAGUAAAGAAUCACCUCCCAAUUAUGAUGAUCUUGUGAAAAAAGUUGCUUUCAAGGAAUUUGAUGCAGCAAUUGGGGACAUAACAAUUCGGACAAAGAGAUCAAAUUAUGUGGACUUCACCCAACCUUUUGUGGACUCUGGCCUGGUAGUGGUAGCUCCUGUCAGAAAGUUAAAUUCAAAUCCUUGGGCUUUCUUGAAGCCAUUUUCACGAGAGAUGUGGUUUACAACUGGAGCAUUCUUUCUUGUCAUAGGAGCUGUUAUCUGGAUUUUGGAGCACAAACUAAACCCAGACUUCCGAGGAGAACCAAAGAAACAACUUGUUACCAUCUUUUCGUUUUCCUUCUCAACAAUGUUUUUUGCCCAUAGAGAGCAAAUUGUGAGCAGCCUUGCACGGAUGGUUUUGAUUAUAUGGCUGUUUGUAGUUUUGAUCAUCAAUUCAAGUUACACAGCAAGUUUGACCUCAAUCCUUACUGUGCAACAGCUUUCACCUACUAUUAAAGGAAUUGAUGAUUUGAUAUCAGACAAUCUCCCGAUAGGAUAUUUAAAUGGGUCCUUUGUUAGAAACUAUCUGUCAGGGGAGCUUAGUAUAGCUCAAUCCAGACUUAUUGCUUUUGAUUCUCCUGAAAGUUAUUCUAACGCUCUAUUGGAAGGACCAAGCAAAGGAGGUGUGGGAGCAGUUGUAGAUGAACUUCCACCUAGCCAGCUCUUAGUAGCAGAUCGGUGUGAUUUGGAAAUAGUUGGUCAGUCAUUCACUAAAAGUGGAUGGGGAUUUGUUUUCCAAAAGGACUCCCCACUACAAAUUGAUAUAUCAACAGCAAUUCUGAACCUUUCAGAGACAGGUGAACUUCAGCAUAUCCAUGAUAAAUGGUUGGGUGCAAAUAGUUGCACUUCACAUUCUAAGGACAAUGGACCAAAGGAACUUGGCCUGAACAACUUUUGGGGUCUUUUCUUGAUCACUGGAGCGGCAUCCUUUGUUGCUCUUCUUGGAUUUGUAUGUUGUUUGGCUUUUCAAUUCAGGCAUCAUCCAAGAACUUCUGAUGAUUCACAGAGUGUUAAAAGUGCUAUUAGAAAGUUUGCUUCUUUUGUUGAUCGUAAGGAGAUUGAUCAAAGAAAAGAAAGUUCAAGGGGGAGACGGACUGAUGGGCAGGAGGAAAUAAACUAAAUUACAAGUGAAUUUAUACCCUGACACUGCACCACAUGAUUUUGGCUGUCAUAGUCACAAAUAAUUCAUGGUAGCAAAUCUCUACAAAAAAUCACAUUAACUUGCAAGUAAUCAGCACUUGGCAGGUUUGGCAAUCUGAUCUGAAUUGGACUGGCAAUUUUUUCUCCAUACUUGGGUCCAAUACCCAAGGCACCAAAAAAGGCAUAAACUUGAGAUUCAAUCCCAAUUUGGUAUGAAAUUAAAAAAACAGCAUUUUUUUCUAUUUUUAUGAAUUUGACUGUGUUUUUUUAAUUUCCUGGUUAAUUGAAAAAAUCUUUUAUCGAA
This is a messenger RNA of Cryptomeria japonica (Japanese cedar), 3933 nucleotides long. RefSeq names its product glutamate receptor 3.4. Gene Ontology annotation, molecular function: glutamate-gated receptor activity. The transcript is spliced from 6 exons. Gene Ontology annotation, cellular component: plasma membrane. The record is from RefSeq and is a predicted model, not a curated record. The coding region runs from base 883 to 3609 and encodes 908 amino acids. NCBI's taxonomy places the organism in Eukaryota, Viridiplantae, Streptophyta, Pinopsida, Cupressales, Cupressaceae.